Molecule: messenger RNA, 4437 nt
Organism: Zingiber officinale
Lineage: Eukaryota; Viridiplantae; Streptophyta; Magnoliopsida; Zingiberales; Zingiberaceae
Product: putative leucine-rich repeat-containing protein DDB_G0290503
Exons: 6
Coding region: 211-4221 (1336 amino acids)
Source: RefSeq, a predicted model, not a curated record
AAGAUUCCGCUCCCUCUCUCACCUACUCAUCUCCUCUCUCUGUCUUUCUCAGCAUCGUUCAACGGAACGAUUCCAGGGAGUCAUCGCCGUCAAACGAAUCCGAAAGCAGAGCAGCCAGCAGCCCCACGGACCUCACGCCUUUCACCCUGCCGUCCGAUCGUCUGAUCGAUUCAAGUGAAAAGGAGGUGUAUUUACUAGGACUGGAAAGAUAUGGCUGAAGUUUCGCAAGCGAGUUCGGGUGAGACUGAAGUGAAGCUCUCAGGAAAGGAUGAUACUCAGGUAGGGGAAAAUACUGAAAAAGUUUUCACAAAAGGCAACAAUGAUAUACUGUCAAAAGAAGAAAUUAAAGAAGAAGAGGAGUCUGCAUUAGACGGAGAAUUUGUAAAAGUUGAGAAGGAACUAUUGGUAGAUGUAAAAGAAAGCUCUCACCUACCUAAGGUGGAAUUGGAAGAAUCCAAACUUCCUGCAAGCAAUCAAUCAGGAAAGUCAGAAUCAACCAUUGAUUCUCCAAAGUUGGUAAAGGAGAUAGAUGAACUUAAGCUUCAAAUUGCGACACUUCUUGGGAAAUUAAAUAGUUUGGAAACUGAAAAGGCCUCAAUGAAAUCCAAGCUUGAUCUUGCAAAUGAAGAACUAGAGAAAAUGAACAAGCACUGUGAAGAAUUUGAACUUGACCAGAAGUUGCUGAAAAAUCAGAUCAUAGAAGCUGAACAAAAGUAUAAUUUGCAAAUUGAAUCCCAUCAGGAAGCACUAAAAGCUACAGAUAUGAAGCAUAAGGAACUUGUUGAUUUAAAGGAAUCAUUCACUGGUCUGUCCACUGAACUUGAGAGUUCAAAAAAUAUGAUAAAGUCCCUUGAAGAAGAGUUAUUAUCCUCAACUAACGAUCUGCAUAAACUUAAUGAAGCAAGCAAGCAUAGUAGUUCACAAGCAGAGUUAGAAUCAAGAAAAGUGAAGGAGUUGGAGAGCACGUUGGAGCUGACACAUGCUACUGCAAAGAGUAUGAAGGAUCAAAUAAACAAUCUACAGAAGGAGUUGAGUGAUCUAGAUGGUAAAAUUGCUGAGAAACAUCAGAUUGAAGAAAAACUUCAAAACACUUUGCUGGAACUUUCAAAAUUUCAGGAGAAAUUGGAAGCCUCAAAACUAGAAAUGGCUAAACUGGAGCAGGACAUUUCUUCUAAAGAUGCCCUCGUCCAGGAACUGACUGAAGAACGAAAUCUGCAUAAGGUUGCUGAAGAAAAGUUGAAAUCAAAUCUCACAUCAUUGCAGGUGAUGCUUUCAGCCUCAGAAAGAGACAUGCGGACAAAAUGUGUGAGCUUGGGCGAAUUGGAGCAGAAGCUUCAGGAGCAAGUAAAAGAAAGGGAAAGAGUUGAAGCUUUAUUUAAGGAUCGAGAAAUUCAGAUAUUGAAUGUAAAAGAUGAUUUAACCAACUUAAUAGCAGAGAAGGCAACACUGGAGAGCACUGUAUCUGAUCUUAAUAUCAAAUUGUCAGAAAAUGAGGAACUGUAUCGCAAACUGGAAGCCAAGCUAAGUUUGUCUGAACAAAAUUUCAGGGAAACAAAUUCACUGCUAUCACAGACAUCAACAUACAAAGAGGAGCUCGAAAAAAAAUUGGAAUUGUUUGAACAGCUGCACCAUGAAUCCAAGACAACCACAGAAGCUUGUACUAGAAGAAACCUUGAGCUAGAAGGUCUCAUUCAGGCAUCAAGUGCAGUUGAAGAGAAUAUCAGAUCACAGCUAAAGGACUGCAAGUUAAAAUUGGCAUCAGCUGAGAAGUCCAAUGUGGAUCUUGAGCAACAAAUAAAUCUUUCAGAGAUAAAGUUUCUUGAUGCACAGAACGAGAUAAAUGAACUCAAUGAGAAAAUAAAAGAACUUACUUCUUCAUUGAAGGAAGCAGCAGAAGAAAAUGCACUGUCAAGACACCGUUUAGAAGGUUAUGAAGAUAAAAUCAAUCAAUUGGAUUCUUCCUUGACCAAAUCAUCUUUGAGUAAGUUAGAACUAGAAAAAGAGCUUAAUGAUCUCAUCAACAAAUGUACAGAACACAAGGAACGGGCUACUGCAACACAAAACCGCAGUCUUGAGCUGGAAGAAUUGAUCAAUUCUUCUGAUUCCAGGGCUAAAGAUGCUCAAAAAAGAGUGGAAGAAGUGGAAUUGUUGUUGGAGGCUGCUAAUUAUCACACCCAGGAACUUGAGCAACUAAUCAGCAUAGAACAGUCAAAACAGAGAGAUGUUGAGGCUGAAUCAAAGCAAUACAAGAGCAAAGUCACUGAUCUUGUUACAGAACUUGAAGCACAUCAGACAAGAACAAAGAACCUUGAAGCUGUGCUGCAAGCUGCAAAUGAAAAGGAAAAAGAGUUGACUAAUGUCCUUAAUACAGCUAUUGAAGAAAGAAAAAAAUUUGAAGACCUUUCUAAUAGUCAGCAGAAAAAACUCAUUGAAUCUGAGACUCAAAUUCAGAUUUUGCAAAAUGAAUUGAAAUACAUGACAGAGAAACUUGAAAGUGUUCAGAAACAACGGGAGGCUUCAAAUCUACAGGAGAAAGAUCUAAGCGAGAAGCUUAGGUACGCUGAAGAACAGUUGACUCAUCAUGGAAAGACUGUAGAGGAAAUUACUGCAAGGAACCUAGAUUUGAAAUUUUUAACCGAAUCAUUAACCAAAGAAUCAGAGAUGAAACUCAAAGAGGUUGCAGUAAACUUAAAGCAGAAGGAUUCUGAAGUCAAAGAAUUGCUUGAAAAGUUACAUUCUCUCGAAGAACAACUGAACUUUUAUAAAGAACAGGUUGUUGAAUCUACUGAAAAUUCUGCCUCACUUAAGUCAGAGUUGGAGGAGAAGGCAGUGAAGCUGGUUUCUCUUGAAAACAACAUCGAGGAGCUUAAGAAAAAAUUAUCAGAAGCUAAUAUAAAAGGUGAACAGACAAUUUCGGAAAAUGAGUUGCUUUCUAUGACAAACUCAAAGCUCAGGGAAGAGUUGGAAGUUCAUCAACACAAAAUCAAUGAGCUCAAUGAUUUGUUAAAAUCCACACAUUCUGAGAAGGAGACUAUUGCUGUUCAACUUGCUUCUCAUACAAGCACCAUAACCAAAUUAACAGAAGAACAUUCAAGAGGGCUGGAUCUCCAACUGGCAAUCAAGUCCCGUCUUAACGAAACUGAAGCCCACUUGAAUGACUCCGUUGAGAAAUACAAGCUAAAAGACCUAGAAGCCAGUGAACUGAAUGAAAAGCUGCUUGCUACUGAAACUAAAUUGAGAAUUUAUGGAGAACAGGCCAGUGAGUUAGCAACUCAGAAGGGUAAACUGGAAGAGGCUCUAUUCAAGAUACAGGAUCUUGGAGUACUGAUUGAGCAAUUGAAAAGCAAUUCUCACAGUUUCCAAACUGAGAAUGAAGGUUUAGUGAGACACAAUAUUAGUCUCGCUGAAGAUGUUGCGACAUUUAAGACCAAAAUGAAUGACUUACAGGUAGCAAUUGAUGCAACCACUGCAGAGAAAGAAGAUUUAAUGAAGCAGCUCCAUUAUUCUAAGAAAGAAUCUGAUGAUUCGAUACAAUUGCUUAACACUGAGAAAGACGUACUCAAGUUUCAGGUUAGCUCUCAUCUGGAAGAGGGCAAGUUGCUCAAAGAAAUGCAUGAAAAGUUAAGGAACGAACAUGAAACAUCUGUGGCACAAUUAGAAAGAGAACUGUCUCAACAAAAAGUAGACAAAGAGUCUCUUAGUUCUCUCGUUGAUAAUCUUAGAGCAGAGUUGGCAGAGAAGUCUCUUCUUCAAGAACGGGCUUCUGAACUUGAAGAAAAGCUGCUAUUAGCUGAGAAAGCUUAUGCCCAAGAGGUUGCCGAAGAAAACAAUAAGGUUACAGUUCUUAAGGUAGAACUUGAAGAAUUGAAACUUAAACAAAAUCAAACUUCUGCAAUGGAAAAGAAGAUAGCAGAGCUCGAGAACACUCUACAGUUGGUCCACACUGGCAAUGAUAAUCAGAUCAAGAAUGCAACUCCUCAAGUAGAAAGAGAUGAUUCAACUGAGGUGAAAUCAAGAGAAAUUGGACUGGAUACCUCAACACUGUCAAAGAGAAAAAAUAAGAAAAGCAGUGACAGGCCAAAGAAGGAUACAGAGACAACUAAUGUAAGCCGAAAUGCGCAUCUCGCAGCAGAGCAUUCAGAAGGCAGUGCCUUCAAAUUUGUGCUUGGAGUGGCUUUGGUAUCAAUCAUCAUUGGCAUCAUUCUCGGAAAACGGUAUUAGGCAUGGUUUUAUCUUGCCUUUUCUUUUCAACCCCCCAUCAUAAUGCAAGUCCGUUUGUUGUUGUAACUGGAAAUAAUUUUGUGCUCUGAAGUUGCUUGGUCCUGUCGAUUGAAGAAACAAGUUUUCUGAAUUUUAAUGAUCUUGUUGCAAGCUUAAUAAAUUGCUGUAAAGGGAUAUGCAUUUUCAGUGACUGUAGGAAUUUGUUUUCUCCCUUCA